UUCAAAAUGUCUUGGAGCUUAACAAAAUACUACAAUAUCUUCUACCAAGGAGUCAGGCCCAAGAUCACUGUAGGAAGUUGUUCUGCCCCACAAGAUGAUCACAAGAAGGUUGUUGCAGACAACCUUCUUGUCUGCAGAUGCUCGGUCUGAUGCAUUAAGAAGUCCAACAUUAACGCUAAAGAGAAGAAGAAAAUACUUGAAGAGCUCAACAAAAUUAAGGAUUAUAUAGACAAAAAUACUGAGAAAUAAGGAAUUCCACUGGCUUGCCCAACACUUGACUAGUCCUAAUAACACCUUGAAAGGGUGUGAAAUAAACAUCCCUGAGUACGUCUUCUUCAACAAUGGCAAACCUGAGUUCGUACUUAAAAAGGAUAAAGAUGGAUUCCUCAAUGUUAUUACACAGGAGGAUAAGCUCCAGUUCUACAAAAUCAGGCGCACUCUUCAUAAUGUUAUCAGAGCUAGGAAAAGGGGCCUCACGGUGGAAGAGCUUGGAGAGAAUUCCAAGUUAGACAUACUGUCAAAAGACCCUUCAUUCGAAGUUGAUCAUAAGAUGGCCAACUUAAACCUUGAUUCUAGCCCAAAGAAGAGCUCAUCUAAAAUGUCAGAGUUCGGGUUUAGUCCAAAAUCUAUCCUAAAGGCUAGCUCUGAACCACCUGAAUUAAAUAAGGAUUCAGCAAUCAUCAGGUUUCUCGAUGGAAAGACUAAAAUAGUUGGAGACGUUGAACUUGCUGAGAAGUUUUCCCAAAGCUCAAAUAUAAAUUAUUGGAAAACAGUCAGGUCGAUUAACACUCUUGUUAAAUCAAAGAUCGGAAUUGGGACACCUAUCUUCAUCAAUUACAUAAUUCCUUAUGAAAAAUUAGGAUCUGAGAUAAACUAUGAUUUUAGAGAAUUUGAUGAUGAAAUUGAUUACAAAAAGCACCCAAACUAUGGCCUUCCACUUGACAAGUACUGCCUCAAACAAUGUCUGAAAAUCUGAUAUUACUUACAGAAAAUAUUCCUAUACGAGAUCAUAAAGAUGGACUGAGCCUUUGCGAUGGGCGAAAACGAAGUCUGUCUUUACUAUGUUUCUGACAUUCAUAUCAGAGAGAUGAAAGAGGCCCAGCCUUUCUGGAUGAAGGAAAAGUCUGAAUCCAAAUACCUUGACACAUACCACCACAUCGAGGGUGAGAACCGAGAUUUCAUUGAUAUGUACUACCAAAAAGAGCCUCAAGACCUCUAUCCUAAGAAUGGCAAGGAAGUCACUCCUUACGAAGCCCUCAAAGCUGUCAUGUACAAAGAAUUUGAAGUGAUCAAAGAGAGCAACGGAAUCGACGAUAUUGUGAACUACCCCUUCUUCUGCCAGGAAGAUGAGAAAGAUAACGACGAAGCCCUCAAAGAGCUCCGUCCUGGCAGAAAGCACAAAGUUAUGAGAGACUUCCUAGUCAAAAAUAAAGAUUUCAGAAGAUUCAAGUAAAAGAGGGAAGACUGCCCACAACCGAAGGAAGAAAUCAAAUUGAAAGAAAGUACCUCAGAAGAAAGCUCAAAAUCAGUUGCUUCAGAUCAAUUCGUUCCAAAACUGUUCAAAUAUUUAUGAGCAGAUGAUUUCUGAUCAAAAUUCCAUAAGAUGCUCCAAUAGAUCAAUUUAUAAUCCUGAAUACCUCAAGAAAAUUCACAGCAACUAUCAGAAAAAGAGGGUUGGGCCAUUCGAGCUGAGGAAGCUCAGCGCUCUCCUUAAAAAGCAACAACAUCACACAACAGCUGACUUCAAGAAGGAGCUCCUCUCACAAUCUUCAGCAAGAUCUCUUGAGAGAAGACUUGUCAAUACAAGCAAUAGAUCGAUAGGAAGAUCUCGGAGAAUACAUCAGGAGGCUUCUUCAUACUCAAGAUUCCUGCAUAAUUUCACUGACUUAUCUUCUCAGAGGGGUAAAGAUCAGCAAACAACUAACAACUUAAAAAUUCUUGUCGGAAAAAUGUCUGCUCCAAGAAGUGGCCCAUCAAGAAACAGAGUUCAUCGUCUACGAGAGACAGACAACAUCAGAACAAGACAUGACUCAACACAAGGCUGCCAAGAAAAGUACAUAAACAUCACUGAAUUCAGAAGUGACUUCCACAAGAAGAUGUUCAAGUCAAAACAAGUGUCCAUUAAGGAGGCCAGAGCAGGGAAGAUCCUGACCACUCAUUCCUCAGCGGAUUACACGUAUAUUUAGAAGACAAUUUUUAGA
Molecule: messenger RNA, 2201 nt
Organism: Moneuplotes crassus
Lineage: Eukaryota; Ciliophora; Spirotrichea; Euplotida; Euplotidae
Source: the annotation of a GenBank genome assembly